Talaromyces amestolkiae is the source of this 2490-nucleotide messenger RNA. RefSeq lists its product as uncharacterized. The transcript has 2 exons. Gene Ontology annotation, cellular component: cytoplasm; P-body. Gene Ontology annotation, biological process: deadenylation-dependent decapping of nuclear-transcribed mRNA; nuclear-transcribed mRNA catabolic process, nonsense-mediated decay. Gene Ontology annotation, molecular function: manganese ion binding; RNA binding; 5'-(N(7)-methylguanosine 5'-triphospho)-[mRNA] hydrolase activity. Bases 1 to 2490 code for a protein of 829 amino acids. NCBI's taxonomy places the organism in Eukaryota, Fungi, Ascomycota, Eurotiomycetes, Eurotiales, Trichocomaceae. The record is from RefSeq and is a predicted model, not a curated record.
AUGACAGAAACAAAAUUACAUCUCGAAGAUUUUUUGGUCAAUGCAAUAGGGCUAGAUGACCUGUGUGUCCGCUUUAUCAUAAAUUUACCCCGAGAAGAGCUCGAAUCAGUGGAGCGUAUAUGCUUCCAGGUCGAAGAAGCACAAUGGUUUUACGAAGAUUUCGUCAGGCCCCUCGACCCGGCCUUGCCCUCGCUAUCUCUCAAGGCGUUUGCGAUGCGUAUAUUCCAGCACUGCCCGCUCAUGUCGGAAUGGUCCGAAUACCAUCAUGCAGCUGCUUUUUCGGAGUUUCUCGCUUACAAAACGCGCGUUCCCGUCCGUGGAGCUAUCUUGUUGAACGACGCUAUGGAUAAGGUUGUGCUGGUCAAGGGUUGGAAGAAGAACGCUAAUUGGAGCUUUCCCCGCGGAAAGAUUAACAAGGAGGAGAAGGAUCUCGACUGUGCCGUACGAGAGGUUCUUGAAGAGACAGGUUAUGACUUGAAGGCUGCCGGUCUUGUCAAAGACGAGAAGCACAUGAAACACAUCCAAAUCACCAUGCGUGAGCAGCAUAUGAAGCUCUAUGUCUUUCGGGGUGUGCCUAUGGAUACUGCCUUUGCGCCUCAGACCAGGAAGGAGAUCAGUAGAAUUGAAUGGGUCAACUUGACUGACCUGCCUACUGUUAAGAAGAGCAAGCAGGCGCAACACGAUGCGGUCAAUGCGAACAAAUUUUAUAUGGUCGCUCCGUUUCUCAACCCUUUGAAGAAGUGGAUUUCUCAGCAGCGGAAGAUCGAUGCUAAGAACAAUGUGCUGAUGUCUACGGCGUAUACCGAGGGCGAAACAUCGAUGGAUGAAGGAUUUGUAUCGGCUCAUAAUGGGUUCACCCCACUACAAGCUCAUAUCCAACCUGCUAUCCAUAGUGAUCUUCCCGAGGUCACUCCUACGCAAGAUGUCUCGUCUCAUCUAAAGCGUCUUCUCAAUAUCGGCGCCCCAAUCACACCGCCGUUUAUCGCCACGCAAGCUACCGACUCAUCCAAGUCCAAUGCCUUGCUUUCGUUGUUACGUAGUGGAGCAAAUGGAACUCCUAUMCCCGCCUCUAAUCCGUCUCAGCAGAUCACUCAACCACCAGCGGUUUCUCACCAAAUGCCGCCACUUUUGGAUCAAGUAUUGAACCCAGCUGGGCACCAUGCUAUGCCAGAAAUUCCGAAUCCAGUCAACCCCCCAACUCAGGUUCAAGAUCAGCGACAUUUCAACCGACUCCUCUCUUCACUUGCCAAUCCUUCUCAACCGACCGCCGUUCAUCCUCCGUCACAAGCCCAACGGCCUCCUAUGGAGAAUCUGUCUCACCCGCAGCGCGAUCAGACUUUCAAUGCGCCGCCUCAAUCUACCUUAGCUCCUUACCAAAGAACUGGCGAUCCCCUCUUCGCUCAACAAUCGGGUACAGCUCAAACCCAAGGACAGGUUGUACCACCCGCAAGUAAAUUGCCUCCUCCAAAAUUGACAAGUCAUUCAUUGGCUUUGUUGAACGUCUUCAAAGGAAAUCCUUCCGCUCAAUCCCAGGCAGGAGGCGUAUCCGCGGUCGGGUCAUCAGCUCCAGCACAAAAACCGCCGGCUCCUCAAGAUCAGCUUUUAGCCUUGCUGAAAAGUCCUGCAGUCGGUACUCGGGCAACGCCCGCUGUAGAGCUUGCUGCGCAGCCUGUGCAAUCAGCUCCGAAACAAAUACUUCAGCGCCCGGCGUCGCUCAGUAAGACCACUGAGUUACCAAGCAGAAUAAACGUGGUGGGCAAUCAGGCAGAUGCUCUUACAUCAGCCACUGUUUCUGGGCCUCUACGAACGCCAGACUUUGACAAGACCCCUACAUCGAAGCGUACUACUCGUGCUCACAGAAAACACCAACCCCCACCUUCAGCAUCUCCGGUCAAAAUUUUGUCACGACCCUCAUCCGCGAGGAGGGAUGUAUCCACACCAUCGGCACAAACUUCAGCUUCAGUGUCACUUUCACCUGAUGGUAGAGUCAAGAGCGCCGAAAUACCCAGGAGUUUUCAACCGCAAAUUUUGCGCCGGUCUGAGAAAUUGGAUCUUAACUCAAUCCUACCUACUCGGAAGUCACCAGCCAAUGAGCUGCCUCAGGAGUUGAGUGACAUUCCAGUAAGACCCAAACCCGUAGUGGCUCCUGAGAAUAAGAUCAUGCAGCCGAACUAUGACCGACGUCCUAGUCAGACUGCGGCGCAGAAAGAGACAUUGCUCUCUCUAUUUGGAAAGUCUCCAUCUACAAAAGCAUCUCUUUUGGCUGCCGCUAUGGAACAUCCUGUUGCAAACAGUCCUUUCAACGAUGUCACACCUUCUCCUUCACUUUCGGGUGUUGAAGCGAUUGCUCCGGCUGGCGCCAUAUCCAGCAUUGAUAGCGCAUCAGAUCAUGGAUCUCGAACUUCCGGAGCUGCGCAGCGUUUGAAAUCACCGGACAACAAAGCAUUUUUAUUGGGAUUCCUUCAAAAUGUAGCUGAAGGGAAGAGAUAG